Messenger RNA from Salvia splendens (bonfire salvia), 2594 nucleotides. RefSeq names its product pectin acetylesterase 11. Lineage: Eukaryota; Viridiplantae; Streptophyta; Magnoliopsida; Lamiales; Lamiaceae. Gene Ontology annotation, molecular function: pectin acetylesterase activity. Gene Ontology annotation, biological process: cell wall organization. Bases 1215 to 2519 code for a protein of 434 amino acids. Gene Ontology annotation, cellular component: plant-type cell wall. The transcript is spliced from 12 exons. The record is from RefSeq and is a predicted model, not a curated record.
UUCUAGUAUAAAAUAGGGUAUUUCAUCAACACAUUAUUUUUAUGAAUGAAAUAUUUUCCCUAAACCUAUCUUGCAUUCCAAGAAACCCGAAUUAUCGUAACUUUGUUGCUGAGUGGAGAACGUCCACAACUCAACAAAACCCGUGAUCUUCCUCCGAGAUUGUCGACAGGUUGAUUGCUAGUUCCCACGAGAAGGAAGAUAACUAAUUGUUACGGAGCACGUCUGUAACAGAUUUCCCUUUUUCAAAAUAUAUUUAUUCUAUAAGUAAUUUAUUCACUACAAAAUUCAUAAUUUGAGCACAUAAUCCAUAAAGUAACACAAUAAAAUGAUAAAUUAUAGUAUUUGACUAGAUAAUUAUGAUUGAAAAGAAGAAAACAGUUGAGGAGGACCAAAAAGUGUGUAUAUAGGAAAUUUUAGAGGCUUUAACUUAUUUCCACAUAAUCCAUGAAAAUUUAUGGAAAUAAUAAUUUGUAAGUUCAUUUCUUCUUCUUGAAUUUUCUUUUAAAAAUUUAAUGAUAUAAGCAUUUAUAUUUUACGAUUCUUUAUAUUUACUUUAUAUAAUUUGAGAAUAUAUAGAUUAAAGAGCUAUAAAAUGUAUGUGUAAUAUAAUUAAUACAUAUUACUUGACAUUAAAAUAUUGGGGUUAAAGUUUUUAUUGUUUAACUUGACAUUAAAAUGUUGGGGUUAAAGUUUUUAUGCUAAGUUAGAGUGUUAGUUGUUCAAGUUCAAAAUAGUUCAUUCAUGCAAUAUUUAUCCUCUUUAAAUAUUUAUGUGGUGUUGUUUUCCCUAUCACAUCAUCAAAAAAUCUGAUAUUGAAUUUGUUAAGUUAUAUGUUAGGGAUUUGGGCAUGAUUUCUCUGCGCAGAUUUAUUUGUUUGGGGUUCUUUAUGGCUGAAACAACGAAUUUUGGAUAUAUAUUGAAUUCUUUUAAUUUAAGUGUGAACUUUGUAAAUGGGAGAUGGACUUAAUGUUUAUUUUUAAAUUUGGACCCUUUUUAUUCUAGGUGGGCCGAUUUUAGGAUCAGUGUUGGGCCCUCUAAAUUUUGUGUAACCUUUGACUUAAUCUGGCUCACGUUACUAUUUUUUAUUGGUAUUAAAAAGAUUCAUUCCCUUAUAAUUAAAUUUUUGGUUUUCAUUGAAUAAUUAAUCCAGUGCUUAAAUUAUUUAUGUUUGGAUUUAAUAUUUGAAUUUAAUAAGAUUAAUAUAUGUGUAGAAAAUGGAAAUCGCUCGUUAUUUGCUGUUGUUUCUUAUGUGGGCACUUGCGCUAACAACUCAAGUGUAUGGUGUUCGCGACCGAAACAUUACUCUUCUAGAGAGUGCUGUUGCUAAGGGCGCUGUGUGUCUAGAUGGAACACCACCUGCAUAUAUUUAUUCAAAGGGAUAUGGAGAGGGUGCUAACAACUGGAUUGUUUAUAUCCAGGGUGGUGGGUGGUGCAUCUCGUUGGAAGAUUGUCACAACAGAUCAAUGAGUUCUUUGGGAAGUAGUACGAGGAUGAUGGCUGUAUAUCCUCUUUACCCACCCAAAAUGGAUGGGAUGCUCGACGACAAUGCUACAUAUAAUCCACUCUUCUAUAACUGGAAUAUUUUCUACGUUUUAUACUGUGAUGGAUCUUCCUUCAUGUCAAAUAUUGAUCAAGAAAUAAAUUUCAAGGGCAAGGUGAUUUAUUUUAGGGGCGUUCGGAUUUACGAUGCUAUGAUGGACGAUCUAUUUCUAAAUAAGGGAAUAGCCAAUGCUAAAAACGUUAUAUUAACUGGUACCUCGGCUGGUGGUCUAACCACAAUCUUGCAUUGUGACAACUUUAGGACCCACUUCUCCCAAAGCACAACAGUUAAAUGUAUUUCUGAUUCUGGUUUUUUUAUACAUGGGGAGGGGUCGAUUGGAGCUGAUUGGAGGGAAGAACGAUACUUUAAUGUGGUUUCUACACAUGGGUUAGCUAACUUGCUCCCUACAUCUUGUACAACAAGAAUGAAUCCAGCAUUGUGUCUAUUCCCGGAAUACUUGAUCAACGAUGUCCAAACUCCCCUAUUUUUAGUUGAAUCGGCUUUUGACCUGUGGCAGAUUCAAAAUUUGAUACCGCCCGAUACUUUAGCUGGAUGGGAUAUUUGCGACCAUGACACUACCACCAUAGUAUCCCAAUGUAAUUGGACACAGUACAGCCUUAUGAAAGAUUUUCGAGCCACUUUCAUACAGACAUUAAAGAGUCUUGACAACUCUUCAAGCAUAGGGUAUUUCGUACACAGUUGCUAUGCCCAUGGCCAUGUCUUAGACAAAAAAACUUGGACUUGUUCAUCAUUGGCGGGGCAUAACGUACUUGCAAAUAAAGGUAUUGGACAAGCAGUCGGAGAUUGGUACUUCAACCAUAGUAGUUUUCAAGAGAUAGACAUGCAGAAUGACCUCCCAAGAAAUUGCGAUGUUAUCUUGAGUCAACUGCUUUCAACCAGUAGUGUAUGGAUGUUCUCCAGCAUUCGUAGUCACAAAUUUCUCCAACAUUUACUUCUAUUAAUUAUAGCUUAUAUCUAGACCAGUUUCCUUUUCUCUUUAUAGUUUGUUAAGCUUGUCGGAUGCUCUUGUAUUGGAAACAAAAUAUGCACAGUG